This is a messenger RNA of Staurois parvus, 497 nucleotides long. NCBI's taxonomy places the organism in Eukaryota, Metazoa, Chordata, Amphibia, Anura, Ranidae. The record is from the annotation of a GenBank genome assembly.
GACUGCGGACACAGUGCAGGAGAUGACCAGAGACUGCGGACACAGUGCAGGAGAUGACCAGAGACUGCGGACACAGUGCAGGAGAUGAGCAGAGACUGCGGACACAGUGCAGGAGAUGAGCAGAGACUGCGGACACAGUGCAGGAGAUCACCAGAGACUGCGGACACAGUACAGGGCAGAGAUGACCAAGAGACUGCGGACACAGUGCAGGAGAUCACCAGAGACUGCGGACACAGUGCAGAUGGGGAUGACCAAGAGACUGCGGACACAGUGCAGGGGAUGACACAGUGCAGGAGAUGAGCAGAGACUGCGGACACAGUGCAGGGGAUGACCAAGAGACUGCGGACACAGUGCAGGGGAUGACCAAGAGACUGCGGACACAGUGCAGGGAAUGACCAGACUGAGACUGCGGACAGUGCAGGGAAUGACCAGAGACCUGAAUUUUGCGGACAAAGACACCGGAUCAUUCACAAAGCGCAGCACAUGCGCAGUGGGCA